CAGCAAUGUCGAAAUAAAUUGAAGAACGUUUGUGCGUAGUAUCGACGUGUUCCGGUCGCAAUGCGUUAUGGGAAAUGGUGUGCCACUUUGUAAUGUCCAAAUUGCAAUUAAAGGAAUAGCUAAAGGAAGAUGGCAGCGUGUGCAUUACGUCGGGGCUUGUUGUCCAUUGUUAGUAAAUAUAACCAGCACAAAUGCACUCACAGAAUACUGAGUGCAAUAGACUUCAGCAGCCGAUUCGAUGUGAGAAGAGUCCAGCCGCUGUGUUCAUCAUGCGGUCUGUCCAGUUUUCAACAGACGAGGUUCAUGUCAUCGCGAAACAGGCCGGAAGGGAAAAUACUGGAGCCUGUUGGAGUAUUUGAAGCUCUGAAGCAGCACGGCAAAUAUGAAACUGGUCAGCUAUUCCUACACAGUGUUUUUGGCUAUAGAGGCAUUGUGUUAUUUCCUUGGCAUGCUCGUCUUUAUGAUCGAGACGUGAGUCCUGCUGCUGCUGCUACUGCUGCUGCUGACAGCAAGCCAGACUCUGUGGGCCAUGGGUCGAAAGAAGUGAAGGGCAAGAUGCAUACAUACUACCAAGUCCUCAUAGACACCAGAGACUGCCCUCACAUAUCUCAGCGAUCUCAGACUGAAGCAGUUACAUUUCUGGCAAAUCAUGAUGAUAGCAGGGCCCUGUAUGCAAUUCCAGGUCUGGAUUAUGUGAGUCACGAAGACAUCCUGCCUUACAACUCCACUGAGCAAGUUCCUAUCCAGCAUGAGCUGUUUGAACGCUUCCUCAUGUUUGACCCCUCCAGAAAUCCUCCGUUUACAGCGAGAGAUACCCUCCGGGCCUGGCAGGAGAAGAAUCAUCCCUGGCUGGAGCUCUCAGAUGUGCACCGUGAAACCACAGAGAACAUCCGUGUCACUGUCAUCCCCUUCUACAUGGGCAUGAGAGAGGCUCAAAACUCCCACGUGUAUUGGUGGCGGUACUGCAUCCGUCUGGAGAACCUGGGCAAUGAGGUGGUUCAACUCAGGGAAAGACACUGGAGGAUCUUCAGUCUCUCAGGAACUCUGGAAACAGUCCGUGGCAGAGGAGUGGUUGGCAAGGAACCUGUUUUGUCAAGUGAACAGCCAGCAUUUCAAUACAGCAGUCAUGUUUCACUCCAAGCACCCAGUGGACACAUGUGGGGGACAUUCUGUUUUGAGAGGACAGAUGGCUCACAUUUUGAUGUGCGCAUUCCACCUUUUUCACUUGAGAGUAAUAAAUAUGACAAAGCUCCCCCUACUGGCUAUCCCCUGUAACAGACCUGUACCUAUGGGCUUACCUCAGCUCAGCAUCCUUACAGGCUCCCUUGGAGAUCCAUGUUUUACCUUCCUUACCAGUGCUCCUUCAAUAUACAGUGGAUUUAGUGAAGCAUCUUUCAGUUUCUGACCUCAGCACUGAAUAUUUGUAGCAGUCGCAUAUCUUAAAAGGAAAAAAAGGAAAGCAAGUUGCAAUGAGGAGUUGAUCUUAUUAAAUGGUGUAAUGCAAGUGUGCGAUGGGGACACGGCCAACUGAUUCUUUUAAACUCUUGCAUCUCGAAAGGCCGUACUGAGAGAAUUUGAAUGUGAUUUUUCUUCUAUUUAUUUGUUAUCUUUAAGUUUAAACCCCUUUUAUAAUAAAUUCCUUACUUAUAUUCUGGAGAAGACAUUCUCUAGAUGUGUUUUCUCCAAAUUGCAAAUAGUCUACUUAAUGGCUUGCUGCAAAUAUUAUUCUAAGGUCAUGCCAAAGUCAGCCAGUGCAAUGUGGGCUGACUAAGAACUGUAUUAGAGAUCAUCAUCUUAAAACCAACCUUUGAUCAUAUAUUUGGAUUAAACUACUGGAUGAUGAACCGCUUUACUGUUUACUGUAAAUAUGUUUGUAAAAGCAUAAAUAAAAUGACAUUUCCAA
Molecule: messenger RNA, 1903 nt
Organism: Carassius carassius (crucian carp)
Lineage: Eukaryota; Metazoa; Chordata; Actinopteri; Cypriniformes; Cyprinidae
Product: polymerase delta-interacting protein 2-like
Exons: 12
Coding region: 130-1275 (381 amino acids)
Biological process (GO): error-free translesion synthesis
Cellular component (GO): nucleus; mitochondrial nucleoid
Molecular function (GO): DNA binding
Source: RefSeq, a predicted model, not a curated record